Messenger RNA from Aedes aegypti (yellow fever mosquito), 1653 nucleotides. It is a transcript of the gene mldr, whose product is annotated as mitochondrial ribonuclease P protein 3. Gene Ontology annotation, biological process: mitochondrial tRNA 5'-end processing; tRNA 5'-leader removal. The coding region runs from base 87 to 1634 and encodes 515 amino acids. The transcript is spliced from 2 exons. NCBI's taxonomy places the organism in Eukaryota, Metazoa, Arthropoda, Insecta, Diptera, Culicidae. Gene Ontology annotation, cellular component: mitochondrion; mitochondrial ribonuclease P complex. Gene Ontology annotation, molecular function: ribonuclease P activity; protein binding. The record is from RefSeq and is a predicted model, not a curated record.
CUUCGUCCUUCAGUUUUUGAUCACGAACGCGCGUGCGAAUGUUAUCGCGUUUUUCCCGGUAAGAAAUCCGUCGAAAUAAGAAAGAAAUGUUCCGCCGGUGGUGUCGGUUACCGCAGAUUACGCAAACCUUGCUGGGUGGCUCCCGUUCCUAUGCGGGCGUCCACCAGAAGGUUCCACACAUCAGACUUCCUCCCAGCCGGCUGACCGAGCUGAAGGAAAAGUUGGCUUCCAGUCCGGUUCUGACGGCGGCCGAGUGGGGCGCGAUUCGGAAGGGAAUUUUGGACGAACGACGGUUCAACGCGACCAAUGUGGACGGAACGGUGCUGGGCCUUUGCAGUGGGUUGGAAAGUGCGAAAUCGUAUGUGAGGUUUUUGGAGCAGAGUGGGAUCGAAUUGAAUUUGGCCAUUGUGGGGAAGCUGCUUCGGUUAUAUCGGAUAAAAUGCGAGUUGGAAGAGCAAGAACGACAGGAGAUUGUUGGGCUCUACAAUGGGUUACGUGAGAAAAAUCCAGUGCUAGAUGCGAAUACCUGUGAGCAUUUGGUGGCGGCCUUAACGCUUACGGACCAGUGGCGGUUGUCGUUUGAGCUGCUCGAUAUGAUUAAGCUGAGUGGGAUUCCGGACAGCGGGACUUACAGUUACCUGAUUGCCAGGUGCUUCCAAGACGGAGACAUAGAAGCCGGGUGGAAGCUACUGGACGAAAUGUGCUCCAAUAAACGGCUGCCGAAGGAUGAUGUGUUCCUCUCGUGGAUGGAACAUUGCCUAAAGGAUGAGAACAGUUUUAAACAGAACAUCAUCAAAAUGCUGUCCUUCACCAACGCAAAAUCCCUGUUCCUGUCGAAACGGGUGGGCACUGCGCUGAAGCAGCUCCCGCCCAAUCUGGGAAUCCGUGCCGUUGAAUCCCGCGUCACUGACAGUGGCAAGUGUUCCCACUGCAAGCGCACCUUGGCCAGUAUCGUCGUGCCGGAAGAAUCGUUCCGCGCCCUGCGGGACGCCUUUAUUCAAGCUGUGAUAAUCAAAAAGGAAAUCUUCAACAAAACCACUCCCAAAGAGCUGGAGCGCUUCCAGGCGUUUCUGAAGAAGACCAAACCCUACGACGUGGUCAUUGACGGGUUGAACGUGGCGUUCUCCACCGGCAAUCAAAAGAGUCCGGCCGUUUACGCCAUGCAGAUAGCUGCCGUGGUGAAGCACUACGUGAGGCAGCGUAAAAGGGUUCUGAUCAUUGGCCGGCAGCACAUGGACCGGUGGCGAUCCAAGGACAUGAAGUACAUCCGGGAGAAUGCAUUUCUCUUCCUGACCGAGGACCUCUCGCAGGACGAUCCGUUCCUGUUGUACGCGGCGCUUGAGAGUGGUCCCCAGACGGACUUUUUCUCCCGUGAUCUGAUGCGGAAGCAUUCGUUCCUGCUGGGGGACGAACUGGGUGGGGUUUUUAAGCGAUGGCAACAGGAGCACCAGUAUUCGUUGCUCUCGAUUACGGCCGACGGAAGGGUGAUCAUCAAGUCACCGUUCAAGUUCGAUAUGUUCGCGCACAGUGUGCCGGGUGAUGAGCGCCAAUGGCACGUGCCGCUGGUGGAGGAGUGCCUCAAGAUACCCAAAGUGGAGAAGCAAGCCCGCUGGUUGUGUGUGAAGAUUGAAUAGGAGAAUUUGUUGGAAGUUU